GUCCAUUGCGAAAGAGCCCAAGAUAUGGAAGGACGGCUUCAGGACCACGUUGAUCCAAAUGGGGAGAGGUGGCCAAGAUGCGAGUCAAAAGUGGGUCCGAAAGUUUCAGGACACGAUGCGAGAGAUGGGAGAGGCAGAGAAGGAUGAGGUGGCAGAUUGGGUCGAGCACUUCAAGACGCUUCAGAAGAAGACUGGCCAGGAGACGAAGUGGCGGAAGCUGACGAAGGCUUCUCGGGAAUUGGCCGUCUCAAGUGCGAAGACACAGAACCAGGUGAUGCAGAUCAUUGAAAGAUGUCGGAAGGCAGAGCUCAAGCGCCUAAAGUGGCAAGCUUGGAAUCACAAGCAGUGGGUUAGAAAGUUUCGGCAAGCAGAAGACAAGGCUUUCCAAAUGCAGAAGGAGGAGGAGCUGAGACUCACAGAAGAGUUCUGGCAGGCUGUAAAGGACUCGAGCACUCAUGCAGCCAAAUCCUGA
Messenger RNA from Symbiodinium necroappetens, 472 nucleotides. The record is from the annotation of a GenBank genome assembly. Lineage: Eukaryota; Dinophyceae; Suessiales; Symbiodiniaceae.